Messenger RNA from Maniola jurtina (meadow brown), 5160 nucleotides. RefSeq names its product tumor protein p63-regulated gene 1-like protein. The record is from RefSeq and is a predicted model, not a curated record. Lineage: Eukaryota; Metazoa; Arthropoda; Insecta; Lepidoptera; Nymphalidae. Bases 223 to 1281 code for a protein of 352 amino acids. The transcript is spliced from 6 exons. Gene Ontology annotation, cellular component: cytoplasm.
UUGAACGGGAAACCGCCUUGACUUGGUUGACAAACGAGAAACUUGAUUGCCACCGGAUAUGCACCGGACCAUCUCCGGACGCAUAUGUGACGUGUAGACACAGCUUUAUACAAUAUAUCUUUGCAUUUUGGAAUGGCAACAUUGAUUUUGACAUUUCGUUAUCAGCCGGUCGAUUAUUUACGCAUACGAAAAAGUAAAUAAAAUAUUAAUACAAAAAACAUAAUGAGUGAUCUAUUGGACGAUGAUUUAGAGUUGCGUAUCGGUACACUGCAGCUUUCUACGGACAAUGUUGCCACGAACGCCGAGGCCCAACGUCCAGGACGAGAGAAAACGUCUGGUAAUGCGAGAAGUACCCCAGUCAACGUUCCACCUUCUUCGGUUCUCUCUGGCGCCGAUUCCUUGACCUCAUCUUCAUCUUCCUUUGCUGAUGCCAGAGCUGAUGGAGCAACCAAUGCACAGCCAGAAACAGAACAAGAAGCAGUUCAGACAGUAUACCCCAGAUAUGAUGUUCCGUUCAACCGAGAGAACAUCAAGGACUUCUUUACAUUCCGCCGGGGUGUGGUGGAGAACGCCAUACAAGAGUGCAUUACAGCACUUCUGUUCCCUGAAGAUGGGGAGUAUUUGGGCUCAUGGUUAUUGACAGAAAUCACACUUUGGGAUAACGAAAAGGAGAGGAUUGUGCUCUUAACGUCACGGCUAGUGAUGACCAUAAAGUACGACUUCAUAGCUAUGAAACAGUUGGACUUCAAAAAGACGUACUUAGACGACCUGGACACCAUAGUUAUAGGGGAAUUAGUCUAUCCACCAUCUUCAUUAGUACCACGCCUAAACGGCAUCGCGACUGGUGUGACGACGGUGGUCAAAGACUGCGUCAUAGACCGCCUGUGCCGGCGGCCCAGCGAGGCGGAGGAAGCCAAAUUGUUCGAUCCCAAGUAUUUUGAGCCUAGGGAGCGCAACCUUCGCGGAGUUCGUCUGAUGUGGAACAAGGGCGAGGCGCUGCCGCUCAAGACAGUCUGGAACCCCUUCAGCCAGGACGUUCCUUUCAUUACCUUCGCGUCGCAUCCGAUAUAUUGGCAUAAAGAUGGCGGCGUUGACGAAAGAUCAACGUACGACAUGGAGAUAUUUGCUCAAAAAUUACAAAGGGCCGUAGAAACGGCCGCUUCCGCGUGUUGCAUACACCACUCCCCUAUAGUCAUACAGAGCUACGUGGGUAUCACUUCGCUACUGCAUAACAAGACUAGCAUGGGAUUCUUCAAGGUCAGAGGGAAGUUUAGUUUCUAAUCUGUAAUUGAUAUGAUUUUACUGUCACAGAUAAUAUUGAUGAAGAUUGAUUACAUUGUCGCCAUAUUUUCUAAACAAAAUCGGUAUACUCCGAAUGUUGUAUACACAACUCUCCCAUAAUCAUAGAGACCUAUGCUGGUAUCACCUCACUACUGCAUAACAAGACUAGCAUGGGAUUCUUCAAGGUCAGAGGGAAGUUUAGUUUCUAAUAUGUACAUAGGAAAUCGAUAUGAUUUUACUGUCCCAGAUAAUAUUGAUGAAGAUUGAUUACAUUGUCGCCAUAUUUUCUAAACAAAAUCGGUAUGAUCCGAAUGUUGUAUACACCACUCUCCCAUAAUCAUACAGACCUAUGCUGGUAUCACCUCACUACUACAUAGCAACUAGUAUGGGACUAUAUUUAGCAUGGGAUUCAUCAAGGUCAGAGGAAAGUUUAGUAUUUAUGGAGAUUGAUAUGAUUUUACUGUCGCAGAUGAAAAUUAGAAUUGAUUAAAUUGUCGCCAUCUUUUUUAAAAAAAAAAAAUCGGUAUCAUCAGAAUGUUGCAUACACCACUCCCCCAUAUUUAUACUGAGCUAUGUCUGUCUCCCUUCAUUGGCAUACUUUAUGCUACUGCAUAACUCCUAUUUUUGAUGUCUGAUGAAGAUUGAUUAAAUUGUCGCCAUAUUUUCUUAAUAAAAUCUGAGUGUCAUGUUACUUCCUCUUCGCGGUUCCUUAACAAGACUAGGCUUCUUCAAGGUCAGAUGGAGAUUAAGUUUCUAAUCUGAACAUACAUAUGUAUGAAAAUUGAUGUGAAACCUGAUGUUGAAUGUCUUGUGGCGAUUGAUUUAAAUGUUUUUAGCCUGCACAUGCAAAUAAGAAGAGAAUUCUAUCAGUCUUAAUUUAGCCCACUUCUGAUGUUGAUGUCUGAUGAAGAUUGAUUAAAUUGUCGCCAUCUGUUUAAAAUAAAAGUCGAGUCGGAGUGAAGUCGGUCUUCGUAAUAUACGAAGACUUUAAUAGCGUUUACAAUUUGACAUUAUAGUUAGAUAUAUGAAUAAUUUUUAGGCUAGGUAAACAAACGUGUAAUGGGAAUAAAUUAAUAAUUUAAGGAUUUUCUUCCCUUUUUCCAGUUAUUAAUUAACUUUCAAUCUUGUUGUUAUAAUGCAUUUAUUUAUAACGUUACGGGCUACGGCUUCCUAUAAGUAGUCGUUCGCCGCGAAUUGAGACCACGGUUGUAUGAGUUUGGGCCACUUGUUUUGUACCUUGUAAGUGGUCCAAGAUUCACACAAAUUAUUAAUUUCGAAUUUUUGAUGUUAGCGCUAUCUAAAGAUUUUAAUAAUUGAUAAUAAUAACUUUAUUUGUACCAGAAAAUUGUAACAAUAAAAAUAAAAAGAAAGAAAAAGUGGACAGGGGAGCACUUAUCUCUAUAAGAGAUCUCUACCAGUGAUUUUAGGUUUAUUUUGUGGUUGAACGACAUAAUAAGGUAAAUAACGGGACGUAAGUACUAUAUACAAUUAAUUCUAUGAAUAUUUCAUCUCCUUCCGGGAAUUCCGGGACUUUCUGCUCGUGGCAGUUCCAACCUUCACCUUUCGUAGCACUAAAAUUCCUUCGUAACCGCGACCCAUGCAAAUCCUAUUAUAAAAUCAUGGUAUCGUGGUACAUAUACCUGACCUUAAAUUAAUUAUUAGCGCCAUCUAUCAAAAUUUUGGCGAAAGUUUUACAGUGAAAAAUCAGGCAGGGAAAAUGUUCUUGAAUGUUAGUGUUUGUUCGGCUUUUGGCCAUCAUUUUUAUAUUGAUUGAGAUUUUGAAGUGAUCAGGAGCUUUAAUUAACUGUGAAAUUAAUUUUCGUGUUAAAAAUAGAGACAGAUAAUCACAUCCUCUCUACAGUUUUAUUCACAGAAACCAAAAUAAGUGUAGAUGUGUUAAAGAAGGGUAAGAUUGUGGUCGAGCUGACGGGUCUCAUCAUAGCGUGUUAUUGUAAAAAUAGACUUAUUCGCAUAGCGUUACAGUUUAUUUUUACACUGCUAGUGUUUAAUCGACUUAUUGUUGUUUUGUUCGGAAGAGUUGCUCAAAAUCGGCGAUACGCAGUCCAGUAUCACCGAUACCUUUCCGGGGCAUUGAGGGAACCAGGGAGCAUUAUGUUUAAUCGGCUCCUUGUUCAUAAAGAACAUUGAUUUAUUUGAUUAGAAACAACAGAUUCUAUUUCUAUUUACUAAUAUUUCUAAUUCUGUGGUUGUUUUAUAAGUAUGUAUAGGAUAUUAAUAAAAUUAUUAAUUAUGUUCACAAAUAUUUUUAGGUUAGUAUUUAGUACCUACCUGGUGUUGGUCGUUUCGAUUAUUUAAUAAGAACUAAAAUGGUGUUGUUUAUUUUGUGAUAAUUAUAAGCUUUAGAGAGCAGUCAUUAAGUAAUUAUAUUAAUACUAUAAGAGAUGUCAACGUCAAACUCAAUUUACAUUAACUCUUAAGUCGUUUUACAAACACCUGACACUAUAAAAUUUUCACCAAAGUAAGAAUGUGAUCUAACUACACUGGUGCGCUUUGUACUUGCAUAGAGGUAUGCGUCAUGUAAGCUGCCAAAACAUGCAAUGCACAUACGCAUAAGUGUCCACGCAUAGAAUCAGUUAACAUAUAUUAAAGUUAUGCGUGUUGCGUGUACAUCACAAACGAGGUAGAGGGGAUACAAGAAAAUGCGUGCGUUAUUGCGUGCACCAGAAAGUUUGAAGCAUGCGUUACUGCACGCGAAUAUGAGGUAUAGCUGUUGCUCUAUUUCAUGAUGACCGCUCAGCCUUGGUUGUACAGAUAAGCAUUAACGAGACUGAGCGCCACGCACACUAUAACGAUGUGUACGUGUGCACUCACACAAAUAUAUCCAAAUGGUCUUCGUGAAAUAGAACAGCUAUAAUAUGCACACAGGCAUAUUUCUGAGUAGUUAGCGCAAGCGCCUAUUUGGAUUGAAACCAAUGUCAAAUAUAAAAUGAUUUUGACCUUUCCAGCUCCUGUAUUAUAUCUAAAUGUUACAGUUAAACCUAUUUUUUACAAAUACAUUCAUAGGGGUAUGCCAGUCUUGCGUAGAGCCCGGGUGAUCAGAUUUCGUUCUGGACUACUUCAUUUAAUUGUGGUUCUUAUUAGCUAAAAUGGGUUUUAGCUAAUAUACACAUUUAUUUUGUACCAAUGGAAAUUGUUAGCAUAUAGCUAGUUAUUGAAUUAAACUAUUUAAAUUGUUGUCUAAAUUCGCAUAAUUAUAUAUUGUUGUUGUUAUGAAAAUAUUAUAUUAGUGAAUAUAUGUUUUAUAUUAUAUCUAUUCUUAGCAAAUAAUGCUCAUUAAAAUAAUAAUUCGUUGAAAUGUUCUCAAACGUAAUAGAUAUAGUAUUAGUACACAGACUUAAAAAUGAGAUGGACGGAGCUCUUGCGAAAAAAACAUACGUACCUAUAAAUAAAAGUAAAAAUAUUUUAGCACGCGUGCGUGUUUGUGUGUGCGUCUUUAACAUGGCGUUACAUCGUGCAAGCGUUUAUAUGUUAGGGGCUUCUGCAGGCCUAUUUCGUAUCUCAGUGGCUAUAUAAUCUAAUUGUACGUGAAGUGUCCAACAAAAUAACAGUCGAAAUCCUAAUUUAUUGUUGUUAGCAACCAUUCGGUUACCAUCACGAGCACUGUAUCCCUGCGGUUGGCUCCGCCCACGGGUAGGUAUAGUAUGGACACCGUAACUCAGUUAUAAGAUGAUUUUAGUAAAUUACCUAGCCACUGAAAUACAGAAUAAGGCUGGGACCUGAUUCAAUUAUAGGCUUCCCGUUUCCCGUCUAUCUUAUUUGCUUAGUCUGUGUUAUCCGACAAGUAAUUUUAGUCUGCGUUCAGCAUAAUAUUAAUAUAAGAUUCUUUAAAAAGAAGAUAAUAAAAUGGUCAUUAUUAAU